This is a messenger RNA of Rotaria socialis, 1452 nucleotides long. The record is from the annotation of a GenBank genome assembly. NCBI's taxonomy places the organism in Eukaryota, Metazoa, Rotifera, Eurotatoria, Philodinida, Philodinidae.
AUGAUUCCAAAAUCGAUCUAUUUUCUACAUCUCAUCCUUAUCUCAUCACUUAUCGAACUUAGUUUUUGUCAAAAUCAAAUACAAAUUAUCGAAGAUGAAAAACAUCAUAAUACAGAUGAAAUGUUCAUUAUACUAGAUCGUAUACAUCAGCAAUGUUCUGAUAUAACUUAUAUAUAUGAUUUACCAUUAAAAUCUGUUCAAAGUCGCCCAUUACGUGUUAUCGUCUUUUCUGACGAUCCAACAAAUCAUGAAUUACUCGAACCAGAAUUUAAAUAUAUUGGAAAUAUGCACGGUAAUGAAGUUACUGGCCGUGAAUUAUUAUUAAGAUUAGCUGAACAUCUUUGUCAAGAAUAUCAGAAUGGAAAUGAACAAAUAGUAAGUUUGAUUCAGAAUACACGUAUACAUCUUAUGCCGUCGAUGAAUCCUGAUGGAUGGGAAACUUCCGUUCGAUAUGCAUGGGCUGAAACAAAAUCGGAACAAUUCGAAGAUACUUCAAUGAUGCUAAGAGAAUCUGGUACAACAAAUUGGCUUGUCGGUCGAUCAAAUGCAAACAAUGUUGAUUUAAAUCGAAAUUUUCCAAAUUUAGACGCUUUUAUUCAUAAGUAUAAUCAUUAUGCUCAUCAUAGAAAUAAUCACCUUGACAUGGAAACAUUUCUUUCGUUAACAUCAGGAUAUGAUUGUCAAAAUAAUUCAUAUCAAAUUGAAACAGUAGCAAUUGCAUUUUGGAUCAUGCAGAAUCCAUUUGUAUUAUCAGCUAAUUUACAUAACGGUGAUCUCGUUGCUAAUUAUCCAUAUGAUGAUUCAGAAAAUCAUCUUCAAAUGUACUCAUCAUCAUCUGACGAUCUAUUAUUUCAACACUUGGCAGAAUCUUAUUCAUAUUCUAAUGAAAGAAUGAAAUCACAGACAAACCCUUGUGGUAGUACAGCUUUUGCUGAUGGGAUAACGAAUGGUGCAGCAUGGUAUCCAAUAUGUGGUGGAAUGCAAGAUUUCAAUUAUCUGGCAAGUAAUUGUUUUGAAUUAACAUUGGAACUUGGUUGUCGAAAAUUUCCACCUGGCAAAUAUUUACCUUCUAUUUGGAAUGAACAUAAAAAUUCAUUGAUAAAUUAUAUGUCGCAGACUCAUUUGGGUAUUAAAGGAGUUAUUAAAAAUGAAGAAAGUAAUGCAAUUUAUGGUGCUAAUAUCAAAGUCUAUCAAUUACUUAACAACCAUUGGCAAUAUAUUGAUCAUGAUGUUACAUCAAAUCUAGAAGGUGAUUAUUAUCGUUUACUUGUCAAUGGUAUGUAUGCAGUUCAAGUACAGAGUUCAGGCUAUGAAACAGAAACUCAAUAUAUUGAUGUUGAUAACAAACCUGAUCAACAUAAUGCACAACGUCUCGAUUUUAUUCUGAAACCAGAAUCAAUCGAACGAUUUAACCGUAAACAAAUGCUUAGACAAUUUGUCAAUAAGUAUUAA